Messenger RNA from Pseudogymnoascus destructans, 1027 nucleotides. RefSeq lists its product as uncharacterized. Gene Ontology annotation, molecular function: mRNA binding; N6-methyladenosine-containing RNA reader activity. The record is from RefSeq and is a predicted model, not a curated record. Bases 143 to 781 code for a protein of 212 amino acids. The transcript has a single exon. Gene Ontology annotation, cellular component: nucleoplasm. Gene Ontology annotation, biological process: mRNA splicing, via spliceosome; regulation of alternative mRNA splicing, via spliceosome. NCBI's taxonomy places the organism in Eukaryota, Fungi, Ascomycota, Leotiomycetes, Thelebolales, Thelebolaceae.
CGGGACCAGCAGCUUUGAGUGGUGGGAAGAUAGAAGGGGGGAAAGUGGAGGGGGAGGAGAAGGUGGAUGGGGAAGAGAGCGGGAAGAGUGUGACGACCCCAGAAGAGGAAACGCCAGCUAAGGAUAAGUAUUUCAUUUGGAAAUGAGCGUGAGGAAAGGGGUGUGGACGACGCAGUCGCAUAAUGAAGCUGCCCUGGAUAAAGCAUAUAAAGUUCGUUUCUCUCUCCUCCGUUCUUCAGUUUUUGCUCUUUUCCAUCCCCUUGCCAGUCCCUUGUUCCCCAUUGCCACACCAGCCCCUUCAUCCCACACCCAACCAACUCCGCCCAAAUCCAGACCCCAAGCUAAUCCCCCACAGACAGCAGAAACGGUCUACCUCAUCUUCUCCGCCAACAAAUCCGGCGAAUACUACGGCUACGCCGUCAUGGCCUCCCCCAUAAACCAAGAUUUCGCAGCUACAAUCGCCUUUGCGCCUGCUCCCAUCACCAGCACCAACACGGCGUCCGCCAUAACCUUAGAUUUAGUGCCUGUGCCAGCGACAACGACGGCGCCGAGAGGCCGCAUUAUUGAUGACUCAGCGCGCGGGACGAUCUUCUGGGAGGCAGAUCCGGUGACUGGAGCUGCGGAUGAGGAUUCGGGGGGGGCCACCGGUAGCGGGGGUAAUAGCAGUGGAAAAAGCAGUGGGGAUACUUGUGGUAACAGCAGCGAGAAUUUGGGCGUGGGUAGCAAUAGCGAUGAGGACUUCCCCUUUCCCCCACUGGCUGGUGCAGCAGGAGCCGUAUGAGGUAGACCCUUCAGCGUGGAGUGGGAGUCGACGAGGCGCGUCCCGUUUUUUAGGACGAGAGGGUUGAAGAAUGCGUGGAAUGCGGGGAAGGAGGUGAAGAUUGCGAGGGAUGGGACGGAGGUCGAGACGAGGGUUGGAAGGAGGUUAAUCGGGCUGUUUGGGGGACGGUAGGGGGCUUGUGGAUGAGACAGUGUUGGGAGGUGAUGAAUGCAUGGGAGGGGGGUUAAAAGGAGGUGCUGGUGAUGG